AUGGCCUCUGCAGUACAGUCACUGCGGCUAUGUCUGCGCACUCUGAGCAGGCAAGCCCCAAUACCCCGAAAUACUGCCCCACGGAUAUGCAUUUCUCCUCGACCCUUCUCCUCGACCCCUAUGCAAUGGCGUCCCGCGGCCGGGAAGGACGAGAUCGAUGAGCUGGUAGACGACGAGGACAUGAACGACGAUGACGGCGGCGCCGACGCAGCCGAGAUGGAGCGCGUCCUGCGUGGCAUGGGAAGGGGCCGAGACAGCGAACUGGAGAACGUGACCCAGAUGAACGAACGAAUCCUAAACGACGCGGGUGAAGUCACCUCGGCCGCGCUGCGAGCCCCAAAGCUCAACAGGAGCCGCUCGUUCUGGAACGAAGACGAGGAUGACACCGACCUGAUCACCGACGAGAUGGACGAGGACGAGUUCGACGAGGAUGAUAUCAUGAGCAUGGCUCACGGCAAGCUCGAGGAGUUCCGCGAAUACAGAGAGUUUGCCCGCAUCGCAGCUUGGCAGAUGCCGCUUCUGUCGAAACUGGCGAGACCAUUCGAAGCCCCUACAGCGCAAGAGCCUCUACGAUUCCGAUACACUAGUUAUAUGGGAGAGUUUCAUCCGGCAGAGAAGAAGGUCGUCGUCGAGUUCUCGCCGCGCGACAUGCCGCUCAACGAAGCGCAACAGCUGAAGCUGAAGAAGCUUCUGGGACCCCGGUUCAACCCCGAGACCGAGAUCGCCAAGAUGAGCUGUGAGCAGUUUGAGCAUCAGGCCCAGAACAAGCGAUACCUUGGUGAUCUGGUAGAUAGUCUGGUCGCACAAGCGAAGGACUCGAGCGAUAUGUUUGACGAUGUCCCAUUAGACACACGGCAUCACAAGUUCAAGGUCAAGCCCAAGUUCCCGAAGGAAUGGCGCUUGACGGAGGAACGGAAGAAGUUGAUCGAGGACACGAGACAGAAGUCCCUAUUACUCGACCAGGCGAAGGAGGAGGAAGGCAAGCUGAUCAACGGCACCGAGAAGAUCGAGCUGUUCUUCAACCCUCCCGCUCCCGAGCUCAAGGUCCCCGAGUACGUCAAGGCCAGGACGCUGCAACAACAACCACCCAAACUCGACCGAUUUGCCAGGCGAUAG
Molecule: messenger RNA, 1116 nt
Organism: Anthostomella pinea
Lineage: Eukaryota; Fungi; Ascomycota; Sordariomycetes; Xylariales; Xylariaceae
Source: the annotation of a GenBank genome assembly